AUGAGUAGUUUUAAUCGAAAAGACCUCGAGCAUUGCCCACCCGCGGAAUGCAGCGCUCCGUCAUUGGGCAGCCACAUGGCGGCAGCCGCAGAACCGAUCCAUACGGCACAAACACUAGUCUCAAACGGGGGGUCUAAUCCAAAGGAUCAAUUCACAAAAGAUGUGGAAGUCGAAGAAGGUUCCCAGGAAAGCGGCAAUAAUGGCGAUGAUGAAGAGGUGAUUUUGAGUAACUUUCACUUUGGAUGCGAUGAGGAAGCCAUGAUGGCCCGUCAGGACGGUCUGAGGGCCUACAACGAGUGUCGCUAUUCCGACGCGUUGGACCAGCAGUACCGUGUGGUGCGCUACUUUUCCCAGAAAUACGGUCCCACCGCUUCUCGGUGUGGGGUGUUUUUUCUAGACUAUGCCCUAUCCCAGCUGCGUCUGCUGCAAACCCAGAGCACCAUGGAAGAUGCCCUGAAGCCACGCGAUGAGGAUGCGAUGGAGGCAUGCUUUAUCAAUCUCGAGGUUGCUCGUGUGUCCUUUCAGAAAAAAGAGACCGAAGAUGGCGGCUCUGACGUGGCGACGGAGUUGUCUCUGGCGGAGGUGCACAACGCCUUGGCGCAGCUCCAGAUCGAAAAGGAAGACUACGAUGCCGCCUUGCGCGAAUACGAGGCGGAACUGCUUAUUUAUCGUUCCUUACAAAGCGAAAACAUGGAUGCGGUACCCGCCGGGCGUGUUGUGGGUGCGCUCUAUGGAAUUGCAGAUUGCUUUACUAAGGAGGGGGACUUUGCAGGAGCUGAGGAGCGUUUUCAAAUUACCCUAAAUGAGAUCGCUAAGUACCCUAUCGGUGCGAUUUCGAGUGAAUUGAUCGAGGACAUAAAGGACAUGCUUGAUGAUGCGCGCGAAAUGAAAAAUGGACAGUUUAAUAAGAUCCAAGAACAGAUUCAACAACAAUUUGCGGCCGAUGCGGAGCAAAUGCCCACAGCCCAUGAGUUCUAUGAGGUUGAUGACCGUGAGAAGCAUCCUUUCUUAAGUUCGGUACCCGGCGGUACCGCAGAGCUCAACACAGAGAGUCUAUCAAUGCCUGUUUCAGCAACCGGACAGAUACUCGGGAUGAAUGAGCACAGUAAUAGCCAGUCGAUUUCACUUUUCCCCGCGCAGGGUAGCAGGAGUGAACCUUCGGGUGUCACAGGCCCAAUGAAACAUGCAACGGUGCGCAAAAAACCAAAAAAUAUCGCAUCAGCUCCUUUCAUGACAAUCCCCACGGAGGGUACCAUAGAAGGAUUUGAGGCUAAGAGAUUGCGAACGGAAACCUAA
Messenger RNA from Phytomonas sp. Hart1, 1296 nucleotides. NCBI's taxonomy places the organism in Eukaryota, Euglenozoa, Kinetoplastea, Trypanosomatida, Trypanosomatidae. The record is from the annotation of a GenBank genome assembly.